AUGGCAGAAAAAAAAUCUGACCUGCUAGAGCAACGAAAGCAAGAUCUCGUCAAUGCGAAACUCGAUGGCGACGCAAGGAAAGAAAUGUUCGCUUACAAAAAUCUUGGCGAAGCGUGUAUGAAGGUUGAUGAUACUAAAAGAGCGAUAGAUAACUUCAUACACAGUUUAAGGAUUGCCCAACAAGAACGCGACAGAGCUUACGAAGGCAAAGUGUCCUGCGAUCUUGGAGAUGCUUACUAUGAACUCGAAGAUUAUAAACAAGCCACGACACAUUUUAAUAAAUGCCUGAUCAUCUACAAAGAGUUAAGCGAUAGAGCUGGAGAGAAAAAUGCAAACCACCAUCUUGGCCACUGUUAUAUGUGCACGGCUAAUUAUAAAGAAGCCAUAGCGCACUUUAACAAAUUCCUUAUUAUUUCAGAAGAACUUGGAGACAGAGAUGGAGAGACAGGUGCACACUGCUGCCUUAGCCGUUGUUAUUCUACCUUAAGCGACCAUAAACAAGCCGUGGAACACUUGAUCAAAUGCCUUAUUAUUUGCAAAGAAAUUGGAGACAGAGAUAGAGAGGGAAUUGCAAACUACGGCCUUGGAAAAUGCUAUCAAGCACUCAGUGAUUAUAAACAAGCCAUAGAACACUUUAACAAAUGCCUUAUCAUCUACAAAGAGUUAAGCGAUAGAGUUAGAGAGAAAAAUGCAAACCGCGAUCUUGGCCACUGUUAUAUGCGCACGGCUAAUUAUAAAGAAGCCAUAGUGCACUUUAACAAAUUCCUUAUUAUUUCAGAAGAACUUGGAGACAGAGAUGGAGAGACAUGUGUACACCGCUGCCUUAGCCGUUGUUAUUCUACCUUAAGCGACCAUAAACAAGCCGUGGAACACUUGAUCAAAUGCCUUAUUAUUUGCAAAGAAAUUGGAGACAGAGAUGAAGAGGGAUUUAUAAACUACAACAUUGGCAAAUGCUAUCAAGCACUCGGUGAUUAUAAACAAGCCGUAAAUCACUUUAACAAAUGCCUUAUUAUCUGCAAAGAACGAGCGGACCGAGAAGGAGAGGAAAGUGCAAACCACCAGCUUGGCCAUUGCUAUCAUGCAAUCAGUGAUCAUGAACAAGCCAUAGAACACUUUAACAAAUAUCGUAUUAUCUCCAAAGAACUAGGAGACCGAGAGGAAGAGCAACUUGCAAACUACACCCUUGCCUCUUGCUAUUAUACACUCAAGGAUUAUGAACAAGCCAUUCAGUACAUAGAGCAAAGUCUGAUUAUUGCCAAAAAUAAUGGGAAUAGAGAUAUGGAAGGGAAAGGUAAACAGCACUUUGGCCUUAUUUAUGCAGUUCUCGGCGAUUAUGAAAAAGCAACUGAGUACUACAAGCAAAAACUUGACAUCGCCAUAGGCGCAGGGGACCGCGAUGGUGAACUAGACGCUUACGGAAGACUCGGGUCUGUUUAUAACAACCUUGGUAAGUUCAGCAAAGCCAAAGAGUACCAUGACAUACAACUUGCCAUUGCUAAAGAACUCAAGAAUAAGGACGCAGAGGCGAACUCCUAUUUCGGUCUUGGCCGCGCUUAUCUGCAGCGAGGAGAUUUCAUGAAAGCCAUCGAAUUCUUCUGCCAACUUCUUAACAUUGCUGAAAGAAAGGAGCUAAUAGAGAACGAAGGAUGUGCCUACACAAGGUUGUGUGAGGCCUAUCUUGCACUCCAUAAUUUCAAGGAAGCUGCUAACUGCGGUAUGAAAGGUCUUGCCAUUGCAAAAGAAAAAGGACACAAAGGUUGCGAGAUAGGGGCGCAUCAUAUCCUUGGCCUUACUAUGGAAUGCUUGAAUUUCCUACAUGAAGCUCUAGAUCAUUAUCGGUCCGCUUUAAAGAUCUUAAAUGAUGAGAGGGACAUUAUCAAGGCUGAGGACGCUCACAAAAUAUGCUUCCGAAAUUCUCGUCAGUUAAAGUACGAUGCCGUGUGCAGAACUUUGUUGAAACUUUCAAACUUCGGCGAGGCUUUGUGUGUUGUUGAUCAAGGAAGAGCACAAGUCUUACUAGAUUACAUGAAGCAAAAAUAUCAGAUGGAAUUUCCUCCGCCAAGGACAUCAGAACCUGAUGUAGCACCUUUGGUUUCCACACAAACAAUUUUCAUUUCACUAGAAGAAGAGAAGAUUAAUAUAUGGCUGGUCAGUAACGGGAACGAUGUUCAGUUUCGACAAAAGGAAGCAAAGCACGAUUACAAGUUCGGCAAUGAUCCCUGUCCCUGCUGUUUGAAAUGUUUGAAAAAAUCAGCUUUCAAAGAAAAUGAGUUUGCUGCUCGAGUUAUCUGCGAGGAUCGUUCUAUGGAUGCAUUGAUGCCAAAUCUGUGGGAGCAAGACGAAGACUCUUGUCAUGAAAUGUCAGCGUUACUGUCCGAGGACAGCUUUCGUCUGGAUGUUCAGAGGAAUUCCUUGCGGCUGUUGUAUGAUGCUGUUAUUGGUCCCAUCGCGAACGAGUUGAAAGGUGAUGAAUUACUCAUUAUUCCCGAUGGUCUACUAGGUCUGGUUCCCUUUGCUGCCUUCGUCGAUAAAGAUUCCAAGUACCUCAGUGAAACGUUUAAGAUUCGCAUUGCUCCGUCACUGACCACUUUGAAACUAAUCAACGAUUGUCCUGAAAACUACCAUUGUAAGAGUGGGGCGCUGCUUGUGGGUAAUCCAUGUUUCGAGGAGAUAACAGAUCUCCUUGGAAUACCUUGGUUUCAGCCAUUGCCUCACGCGGAAAAGGAAGUGCAAAUGAUCGGAAAAAUUAUUAAUGCCACACCACUCGUCGGAAAGGAAGCGACUAAAGACGAAGUACUGAAACGCAUUGCUUCUGUCGCUUUGGUCCACAUCGCAACGCAUGGAAGCGCGGAGACAGGUGACAUUUGUUUGGCCCCAAAUCCUUCAAGGAAGUACCGGAAACCGGAGAAGAAAGACUACAUGCUAAAAAUGUCAGAUAUCAAAGCUCUGAAGCUCCGAGCAAGACUUGUCGUGCUUAGCUCUUGUCACAGUGGUCGAGGGAACGUUUCUGCCGAAGGCGUGGUCGGUAUUGCAUGGGCUCUCUUGGCUUCUGGUGCCCGCUCUGUUCUGGCGUCACUCUGGGCAAUUGGUGAUGAGGCUACAAUGGAGUUCAUGAAAACAUUCUAUGAACAUCUCAGGGAUGGCAACAAUGCUAGUACGGCUCUCAAUAAAGCUAUGAAAUGCUUGAGAGAAUCUGAGAAGUUUAGUGCUCCAAAGAACUGGGCUCCAUUUGUGCUCAUUGGUGAUGACGUCACGUUUGAAUUUGAAGAAGACAUCGAACAAUGCUAA
Pocillopora verrucosa is the source of this 3288-nucleotide messenger RNA. NCBI's taxonomy places the organism in Eukaryota, Metazoa, Cnidaria, Anthozoa, Scleractinia, Pocilloporidae. The record is from RefSeq and is a predicted model, not a curated record.